Molecule: messenger RNA, 4164 nt
Organism: Aethalodelphis obliquidens (Pacific white-sided dolphin)
Lineage: Eukaryota; Metazoa; Chordata; Mammalia; Artiodactyla; Delphinidae
Gene: WNT7B
Product: Wnt family member 7B
Exons: 5
Coding region: 442-1533 (363 amino acids)
Biological process (GO): multicellular organism development; canonical Wnt signaling pathway; positive regulation of JNK cascade
Cellular component (GO): extracellular region
Molecular function (GO): cytokine activity; frizzled binding
Source: RefSeq, a predicted model, not a curated record
CUGGGGCGCGCUCGCACGCUCGCAGCUCGCUCGCCGGGGCCGCGAGUCACCUGCGGAGGCCGACAAGUGCGGACACAUUGGCCGCCGCAGCCCUCGGCGAGGCGCGCACGGCCCCAGGCGCCUGCGCCCAGUGGAGGCAGCGCCCGCCCGCCGCGCUCGGGCCUCGGCCCCGCCGGCCCUCGUGGGGCCCCGCGGUCACACAGUCCGGCUCCGAAGUUGCGGCCCCCGGCCCAGGUCACUCCCCCAGGCGCACGCGGCGGCGGCGGCCCGGGCUCACCAUGGUGGCAGCGCGCUCCGAGUGCCCGCGCGUCGCCGGCCGCCGGAGCCGCAGCGCCGGCUGAGAGCUGUCCACCGAAGCCCCCAACUCCUGCCCGUUCCUCGCCCGGCCCGCGCGUCCCCUCCGCCCGCCGCUGUCUAUGGCGCAGCCCCCCUCCCUGGAUCAUGCACAGAAACUUUCGCAAGUGGAUUUUCUACGUGUUUCUCUGCUUUGGCGUUCUCUACGUGAAGCUCGGAGCGCUGUCAUCCGUCGUGGCCCUGGGAGCCAACAUCAUCUGCAACAAGAUUCCUGGCUUGGCCCCGCGGCAGCGUGCCAUCUGCCAGAGCCGGCCCGAUGCCAUCAUCGUGAUUGGGGAGGGGGCGCAGAUGGGCAUCAACGAGUGCCAGUACCAGUUCCGCUUCGGACGCUGGAACUGCUCCGCCCUCGGCGAGAAGACUGUCUUCGGGCAAGAGCUCCGAGUAGGGAGCCGGGAGGCCGCCUUCACGUACGCCAUCACCGCCGCCGGCGUGGCUCACGCCGUCACCGCCGCCUGCAGCCAGGGCAACCUGAGCAACUGCGGCUGCGACCGCGAGAAGCAGGGCUACUACAACCAGGCCGAGGGCUGGAAGUGGGGCGGCUGCUCCGCCGACGUGCGCUACGGCAUCGACUUCUCCCGGCGCUUCGUGGACGCCCGCGAGAUCAAGAAAAACGCCAGGCGCCUCAUGAACCUGCACAACAAUGAGGCGGGCAGGAAGGUCCUGGAGGAGCGCAUGAAGCUGGAGUGCAAGUGCCACGGCGUGUCGGGCUCGUGCACCACCAAGACGUGCUGGACCACGCUGCCCAAGUUCCGCGAGGUGGGCCACCUGCUCAAGGAGAAGUACAACGUGGCGGUGCAGGUGGAGGUGGUGCGGGCCAGCCGCCUGCGGCAGCCCACCUUCCUGCGCAUCAAACAGCUGCGCAGCUACCAGAAGCCCAUGGAGACGGACCUGGUGUACAUCGAGAAGUCGCCCAACUACUGCGAGGAGGACGCGGCCACGGGCAGCGUGGGCACCCAGGGCCGUCUGUGCAACCGCACGUCGCCCGGCGCCGACGGCUGCGACACCAUGUGCUGCGGCCGAGGCUACAACACCCACCAGUACACCAAGGUCUGGCAGUGCAACUGCAAGUUCCACUGGUGCUGCUUCGUCAAGUGCAACACGUGCAGCGAGCGCACCGAGGUCUUCACCUGCAACUUUCUCCCAGGCCGGGCCGUCGACCUGGUGAACGGCUGGCGUUGAGCAGAUUGAAACAUCCGGAAAGCCUGGUGCUUUGUGAAAGAAAUAAGACUGGAGAAGGAGGAAGGGGUGCCUCCUGACACCCCUGGAACUCGAGGCCUGGGAGUUGAGACUCUGUUCUUUGGUCAGUGGGGAGCCAUGGAAGGUUCCUGGGCUUGGAGGGAAUAGCGGUUGGAGGGAGAUCAUCCUGGUGGGCCCUUCUUGAUCUCUGUAAUGUACAAGCCCCUCUCAGGACAUCUGUUCCCUUGACUAAGAGACAACCCGUCCGAGGCUGGAGCGAGGCUUCACCAAGCCAGGGACACGAGCCCUGGUGGGUGCCGGCUACGCGGUAGGCCGCUGCUCUCCAGCACUAGCUGUGCUCCUGGGUGGGGGCCACCGGGCUCCCUGUGACUGUGGACAGCUCCUCAUCUUACAGACCUGGAGACGAGCCCAGGCCAGCCCAGGGCAGAGCCCCUCCCCACUCGGCGGGACAGCGCGCAGCAGGCCUGGCAGAAUCAUUUGUUACGUCCAGUGAGUCCACCCAGGCUCCCCAGGAGGACAUUAGACACUGCCUGAGCCAGUCACAGGCGUGGGCUUACCGGCCAGCAGCUGUUCCUUCAUUUUCUACCAGAAGCUGCACCUGCCGCGCCUCUGAAGCCAGGCGGCCAGACACAGCCCCUUGGUGGUCUGCUCAGACAUGGGCCUCCCUCUGCCAGAGACCCGGCCUCACUUCCUGCCUUUCCUCCAGUCUCCCACCCCCACUUUCUAGCAGCCCUCUCUGACCUCAGACUCCACCUGGGUCCUCGGCUCCCUUCUCUGCCAGGCUGACUCCCGCUCACCUUCUAAGACAAAGUGCCUGCUUCUCUCCUCCUCCAGGAAGCCCUCCCUGCUUCCUCUCUGGCAGGGCCCUGAUGAGGGACACCCAGGGGCCCAGGGAGCCCUUCCUGAAGGUCAGGAGGACUUCCUGGAGGAGGUGAUAAUGGAGCAGAGGUUUAAGUCAAGAGGAGACAAAAGGGAGUUACUGACGAAGGACUGUCAGGUGGGCCUAACACUGGCCACUCACAUCUCUAUGGAAACGGGCAGGGUAGCGUAGUGGUCAAGAAAGUGAGUUCUGGAGCCCCUGCUGUGACCGUGACCCCUCUGUGCUUUGCAAGAGGAGAGUAAGCCAUGGCCGCACUGGGCUGUGGGACUGAACAGUCCAUACAUGGAAAGCGUGGGAUCGGGGCCGGUAGCUGGGAACACGGUGCCCAGUGGUCAUCGAGUCACAGAAGCCCCCAACGGGAGGUUACUGGGCUGCAUGACCAGGGGCUGAGAGAUGCCAGGUGCCUGUUCUGGGGAGACGCCAGGAGCAGACCCAGACAGUCCAGCCCUAGAUGAAGCCUUCAAGCCCCUCCGACCCGGGCACUGCCCCAGGGGGUUGGACAGAGACCCCGGGGGAGGGACAGAGGUCACCAGCAUCCCAUGGAGCAAGCAGGACGAGGGACUGUCCAGGCCCAGGGAGGGGCAGAGGGGCCAACUAAUGGCAGAGUGGGAAGUGGGGCUGGGCCCCUGGGCAGGCCAAAGUUGGGGAACAUAUAAUUUUAUCGUCCAAACAAGGACACAUUUUGAAAGGAUGGGGGACACUAAAAAUCAUUUCAAUUAUCAGUUGUUUGAACAAACAAAAUCGUUUUAUGGUAAUGAUGGUUCUAUAAAACAGUUAUAUUCAAAAAAAAAUUUGUUUUAACAAUUACUUCUGAAAUAAUUUAAAUAAAUUGUAUCAGUGUACAUUAAGGCCCCUUAAAAAAAUGAGCCUGUCCCAAAUAUUAUGAACAUUAAAAAAAUAACACAUGUAGAAUGUCGAUUCUUGGUCACACUCACAUCUUUGAGCCCCAUCUAUUUGUUCCUGGAAUUCCUCUCCACAGUGCAUUUUAAAAAAUAUGGUCUUAUUAUUUUUAAGGUUUAUUUCCAUCAGUUCCAAUCAUCUUCAAAGCUGCUUAUGAUGUGAAUGUAUUGGUACCUUUGCUCAAUGCUUCUCUGCAGGUCACAAUGUUUUAGUUGAGAAGAUUCUCUGUCUACGGGGCUGGGGGACCUGGUAAGCUCAGAAGAAAUUCUAUAAACAAAGGAAGUUCUGAAUUCUAAUAUUUUGUGUAAACAUUUCGACCCAAACAUUCCCACAGACACUGCCUUUUGGCCUCCAUUCAGGGUGCAAAUAUCCAAGAGCUAAAGACAAACCGUAAGAGACACAUCUUGUCAAAUAAGUUGUCUACCACUUAUGAUUCUUUUUAAUGAUUCUUCAAAUUUAGAUGCUGCAAAACUGUGGGCCAUUUCAAUCCAGACUAUAAAUGUACCCAAUUAGGGAGAUCGGGAUUGACACGUAUACACUAAAAUGUAUAAAGUAGAUAACCAAUAAGAACCUGCCGUAUAAAAAAUAAAUAAAUAAAAUUGAAUUUUAAAAAAAUGUACCCAAUUAACAAUAGGAACCCCAUCCCCAGAUGCUUCUCACACGUCAGGCUGUGCCAACGGGCAACUGUACAAUUACAGAAUGAAGCCUCGUCACCUUUUGUUUCCCACCGGCGAAUGGGAUCGACUCCUCCCUUGGGGAUGAAUUUUAAUGUCUUCUGGUUUGCAGGCUGCAUUUUGAAUCUUUGCAAUUCUGUAAAGGCUUUGAACGCUGAA